Clarias gariepinus (North African catfish) is the source of this 1141-nucleotide messenger RNA. It is a transcript of the gene agtrap, whose product is annotated as angiotensin II receptor-associated protein. The transcript is spliced from 5 exons. The record is from RefSeq and is a predicted model, not a curated record. Gene Ontology annotation, cellular component: plasma membrane. Gene Ontology annotation, biological process: regulation of blood pressure; angiotensin-activated signaling pathway. Lineage: Eukaryota; Metazoa; Chordata; Actinopteri; Siluriformes; Clariidae. The coding region runs from base 93 to 578 and encodes 161 amino acids.
CUUUCCUGCUUUUUUUUUUUUUUUUUAGUUCACUUUUUUUAGUUCACAUGAAGCUGAAGUGACUUCCAGAGUUAGAGUUCAAAGUUUUUAACAUGGAAACUCCGGCCAUAAACCUGAAGGCCAUUGUGGCGGUGCACUGGCUGCUGACAGUCUGGGUCUGUCUGGCUUGGCUAAGUCCCUCAUAUAUCCUUGCAAACUUCAGCGUGCUGGCUGUGGGCGUGUGGGCCGUGGCUCAGAGAGACUCUGUAGAUGCUGUACUGAUGUUCCUGGGCGGCCUGUUGCUGACAGUCGUGAAUGAUAUUGUCAACCUUGCGCUAUAUUACUCGGCGACCACAGACAUAUCCCGCUUCAGCAUGGGCAUGGCCAUCCUCAGCCUCAUCCUCAAACCGCUAUCCUGUUUUUUCAUCUAUCAGAUGUACCGCGAAAGGGGCGGAGAGUAUAAUAUCAACUUUGGUUUUCCAUCAGUGACCCGAAACCGAGACACGUAUCAGUCCAUUGACCAUCAAAAUCAACCUGACAACUCGGCCAAGCCGUUUAUCCAAGGAGAAGACCAGAUACAGGGCGUGCGAUCCUACUAAUUUAUGCCUUAGCUUUUUUUAAAAUGGUUACUGCAUUCCUGUUUGGGGAGUUGGAAUACUUAAAAGUGUAGCAUUGCUUGUUACUACUGGGGGACCCUCAGGGGUCAGUACCUUUAUGUUUUGUAUGUUUUGACUGGGAAAGUGAAUGGACUGGCUUUUAAAAUGAGUUCAGAUUCAUCGUUAAACUUUAUGGACCUUAUGUAUAAUGUACUUUUGGACAUCACCUAAUUGUGACAAGCAAUCAUACAAUAUAGUACUUUUUUCAAAGUACAACUUUAUUACUGUACAUUAAAUAGGUUUAAUGUUUCUUAAUGCAAAUGUUUAGGUUCAUGGGUAAUGUGCAGUAUGUGUCAGUGGCCAGGUACAUAGUCUCCUUAAUGUAUAUCCUUAUGGAUUUUUGAUAAUGUCUAGAUAUGAAUGGAACGAAAAAGGAAAAUCUGUAUGAGAAUUAUAUGAAUGUCCAUACCUAUAUGUAUGUCUAUUUUGUUCUGACUUAUUUAACUGUAAGCACAACACACAAUCUGUAGGUCAAAUGCAAAUAUAUCUCUAUAAUUAUGUUUAAA